AUGGCGCAGAAAGCGAUGUGGUUCGUGUUUUUGACGAAAAACUGCGUCUCACUAUAUAAAGAGAUGCAAGAUUAUCUCGAGCAAGCUGACCUGGAAAAGUAUGGAUUCACGAAAACUGUCGAAGUCUCCACUGAAACCGAUGAAAACGGCAAGACAACCACGAAGAAAACCAUUUACUACAAGGUCACUGGUGAUUGCUCUAGAGUUAUGUUUUGGGAAGGAGUUUUGGAAAAACGCAUGCCAGAGGAGUUGCAAGCUUCGAAGCUCUCUUCAACUUCUGUCAAAGAAGUGAAAAGUCGUAUCGCUGGCCGCAAGACGAAAAGCUGCAUGAUUAUAUUAGAAAUCCAUCCAAAUCGAUGUUUGAAGAAAAUGUCCGGUAAUGGG
Molecule: messenger RNA, 384 nt
Organism: Paramuricea clavata
Lineage: Eukaryota; Metazoa; Cnidaria; Anthozoa; Malacalcyonacea; Plexauridae
Source: the annotation of a GenBank genome assembly